This is a messenger RNA of Phytophthora sojae, 1005 nucleotides long. RefSeq lists its product as hypothetical. Bases 1 to 1005 code for a protein of 334 amino acids. NCBI's taxonomy places the organism in Eukaryota, Oomycota, Peronosporomycetes, Peronosporales, Peronosporaceae. The transcript has 3 exons. The record is from RefSeq and is a predicted model, not a curated record. Gene Ontology annotation, molecular function: protein binding.
AUGGCGUCGAACCAGGAGUCGGUCGCAGUGUACUCGGUGGAGAGCGUGGAGCUGGAUGAGUCGGCGCUGAAGCCUGCGGAGCGCGGGGGCGCGACCUUGACGCAGGUGGGCAAAGAUGCUCGCAAGUGGAAGCUCGUUAACCCGUCAAGUGGAAGUCUGCCGCCACGGAGUGGGCACUCGGCAGUCAGCGUUGACGACAAAAUCUACGUGUUUGGUGGUCUCAACGUCGCUGCGGGUGCAAUAUCCAACGACGUGUUCGUCUUCGACACGCGGACGUCGUCCUGGUACGAAGCCACAGUGGAAGGUGACGCACCGUUCCCCCGUAAUGCCCACGCUGCGAUUAUCCUCCCCGAGAAGGACGAGUCUCCCGAGAUCCGACGCAUGCUGGUGCACGGUGGCUCGUCACCCGAGUUUGGAGCUUCCGACGAGCUCUUCCUACUCCACAUCCCAGUGCACAAUGGCGAGAAGGCUCUGCGGUGGGAGAAGCUGAGCUCGGGUGGCGAGGCCCCAGAGGCCCGGGAGCUCCACUGCGCGCUGCUGCAGUCCGACAGCACGAUCUGCUUCGCUGGAGGACGGAACUUUGACGGCAAAGUAUGCACCGACAUGGCAAUUUUAGACGUCGAGAGCUGGACGUGGCAGCUCGUGCCAAUGUGCGAGUGGAAUCGGUGCUCGCUCGCCGCUGGGGUUAUUGACGGCGAACUCAUCAGCUUUGGCGGUUGGGACGGCGGCCGUAUCUGCGGUGACUGCUGUCGCUACUCGGACGAGGAGGAAUCCUGGAUCCAGGUGACGUUGGGCGAGUGCAACGACGGCGAGCAGGCGACUGAACCGGCGGUGUCGGAGGUCCCGGAGCGCUUCGGGCAUUGCGGUGCGACUGUGACAAUGCAGGAACCACCCCAAGCAAUUGCGAAGACCCAAAGCCAGGGACUCUUGAUCUUCGGUGGGAUGAACGCUCAAAGCGACUUGAACGAUCUCGUUCUUGUCACUUCUAGCAAAGCUUGUGAAUGA